Molecule: messenger RNA, 1461 nt
Organism: Daphnia pulex (common water flea)
Lineage: Eukaryota; Metazoa; Arthropoda; Branchiopoda; Diplostraca; Daphniidae
Product: glutamate receptor 3-like
Exons: 5
Coding region: 539-1231 (230 amino acids)
Cellular component (GO): membrane
Molecular function (GO): ligand-gated monoatomic ion channel activity
Source: RefSeq, a predicted model, not a curated record
AAACUCUCGAACAUAUUUUUUAUUUAUACAACUCUAUUCUGGUAAGUAUAGGAAAUUGACGGGUCGGCUAUGGGCUUGAUCGCAACUCCCGAUAGAAAAAAGCUGGUGGAUUUGGUUUACGUGAUAUGGACGGAACCGUACGUUAUGGUGGUGCCUGUGCCAGGCGAAGAGCCUCGACUUUUUGCGUUCAUUCUGCCAUUUCAGUCGACGGUUUGGCUACUCAUCUUAAUUACAAUGAUCACCAUGGUAGCCAUAAUGUCAUCGUUUUCGAAAAUUUACUUGAAAUUCUUCACAAAAGUCAACACUAGCCAUAAUAAUCUCCAACCGAUUACUAGCAGAGAGGAAACUUCAUUCAGGUGGAUCAUUAAUUAUGCUGUGUACAUAAUCAACACCAUGACAAAUCAAGGCAAAUUUUAUUUCGUAUAGUUUGGGUUACUAUUGGGGGUGUAUAUUGAAUGUUGUUGUCUUAAAAGGGGGAGGAAUCGCAAUCGCUCGACUCUCGUUUCGCAUUCUUGUCGGGGCGUGGCUGUUGAUCGCCAUGGUCUUAGUCAAUAGUUAUUCAGGCACUGUCAUUUCUUACCUGACAGUCCCGAAAAUGAAACAACCCAUCAACAACUUAGAGGAUCUAGCCAGUAGUGAAGAUGUUGGACUCAUUUUACUAGCAGAUACGGUCAUCGAGCAACAGAUUAGGGAUGCCAAAAGCGGUGCACUCAAAGUUAUUGGUGACCAAGUUCGGAGCAACCCAGAUCGCAUAGCCAGCAGCGUGCCGAAAGUUUAUGGUCGUUUAGAAUCUGGAAAUUUCGCUUUUCCAUUCUUAAAAACAUUUUGCCAAAAUUUUAUCACGUACGAUUUUAAAAAGGAUGGCAAGUGCCGAUUUAAACUCACGGAUCCUAUCAACAUUUUCGGACUUUGGUCUCUGCCUUUGCAAAAGGACAGCAAAUACUCAACGAUGUUUACCAUUGCACUGAUGGAACUCUGGGAGGCCGGAAUUCCUCCAUUUUCCGUGAAAAAUGCCAUGCCAGGAGCGGAAAAGUGUUUGGCGAAAACGAAACCUCGGGCGUCGUCACGCGAAGUUCCCAUCCGAUUAGCUGACCUGAUGGGAGCCUUCUUCAUUUUGGGCAUCGGUUUGAGCCUGGCGCUGUUCGCUUUCCUCGUCGAAAUCAUUUUUAACUACAGGGACCUCAGAUCUCGACGCAAGAAAACUACUGUCCAAAAGCAAAACAGUCAAUAGAGAAUUGCUAAUUAACUUAAUUUAAUUAAUUUAAUUAAUUAGGACAGGCUCUUACCGAAGCUUCGUCAUGCAUAGUCCUAAGAAAUAUAUAAUGUUUUGUUAGUUCGCUUACUUAUCGCCGAAACCUAGGCCUAUAAUUCCUUAUAGUUCUGAGCUCCAGUUCAUUAUUCAUGUUGAACCACGAAACGCAAAUAAUAUAACUAUUUGGGCAAUACACAAUCAACACGUAA